AUGGAGCGAUUGGAGAAAAACAUAGCUGAGAUCCUAUGCAAGCUUGAAAAGGUCUUCCCCCCUGCAUUUUUUAACUCCAUGGAGCAUUUACCUAUUCAUUUUCCAAAUGAGGUGAAGUUAUGUGGUCCUGUUCAAUAUAGAUGGAUGUAUCCGUUCGAAAGGUUCCUCAAUCAUUUGAAACGAAAAAUUGGAAACAAGGCUCGAGUUAAAGGAUCCAUUUGCAAUGCUUAUCUCAUCGAAGAGAUAGAAAACUUCUGCAGUAACUGUGCUCGAGUUGAAGGAUCCAUUUGCAAUGCUUAUCUCACCGAAGAGAUAACAAACUUCUGCAGUAACUACUUUCAGGCGACGGUUGACACUGAAACACGAGAUCUCGGUCAAAAUGUGAAUGCCGACGUGGACUCCACAGUGGACAACGUUGAAAUUCCAGAGUUGUUCAAGGAGGAUAGCGGUCGUGUGUCAAAUGAGGGCAAAACUCGGUUUUUAGAUGAAAAAGAACUCGAGGGAGCUCAUUUGUUCGUGUUAUGGAACACUGGCAUUCUUGGUGAAUACGAAAGGAAGUUCGAGGACUACAUUCUUAGUACUCAACCUUAUCUGCGUAGAGAAGAAGUAAUGGAGAAAUGCGAAGCUGAAUUCUCUGAUUGGUUUCAUCGCAAGGCACCAUCCCCACAAGUACAUGAAACGCUUUGCCCACCGAAUGACAUUCCGGACUAUACCAUAGAUGAUGAUGAGGAAGAUGAUGAUAAUGGCUUUGUUAUCUCAAGUGAUGAAGAUGAUGAAUCUAGUAUUGACUCUAGUGAUAGUGAUGAGGAUGAAGACAUCGAUGUAUUGUUAGAUGAUAGUAGUGAUGAUUCCAGUAGUGAUAGUAGUGAUGACAAUAAUGAAUAG
Molecule: messenger RNA, 885 nt
Organism: Chenopodium quinoa (quinoa)
Lineage: Eukaryota; Viridiplantae; Streptophyta; Magnoliopsida; Caryophyllales; Amaranthaceae
Exons: 5
Coding region: 1-885 (294 amino acids)
Source: RefSeq, a predicted model, not a curated record